GGGCGGUCCUAGCCGCUCACCGAAAGAAGAAAAGCCACCCAUUCCUCCCCCUCCCCUAACCUCCCAUCCUUUGCCCAGGAGCUGCCUUCAUCGCAGUCACGCCCCUUCCUUCCGAGGAGCUUUCUGGCUGCCUAAACUGGUAGACCCCUGAAUUACUCCUCCAUCUCUUCUCUUUUGCCUCCUCUCCUCUUAGUUCCUACCGCCUCCCCCACACUGCCACCACCUCCAGUCUGUCUAGCUUCCCACCAUCCGCUGCUCCACCCUCCGGCCCGGUAUCCUGCCUGUCCACUGCCGCCAAGGAGAUCCCGGACGGAGCAGCGAGGAGGGGAGCAGCCAGGAGUUGGGGCUUCCCCCCUGCCCAUCCCUGGCCUCUGGCCCGCGACCGAAGCCACUUCAGCUAGCAGAGAGUCGUCAUCUUCAUUGCCUUCAGGGAGCUGCUGAGAAGGAUAACAGAAGUGAAAGAGUGUUUGACUUCUUAGAAGGAAGACUGAAGAACUAAAGAGUGACCAGUGGUUGGACUCUUGGCGGCGCUUACCCUGAACCUGAGUUUUAGGGGAGAGGGAAUCUGCCGGUGCGGUUUCUGGAGCUGCUCAUAAGCAAGAAUUCCCUAUCCUGAUCAAGGCUUUAAGCCUAAAAGAAAGCAGAAAUAGGUCAAGGGCAGCCCAGGUGCCCAAUUUCUCUCUCUCUUCACAAGGCACCACCAGCGAUAGAGAUGAGAAAUUCUGAGGAACAGCCAAGCGGAGGAACCACAGUAUUGCAGCGUCUGCUACAAGAGCAGCUUCGCUAUGGCAAUCCUAAUGAGAAUCGCAAUCUGCUUGCCAUACAUCAGCAAGCCACAGGGAAUGGCCCUCCUUUCCCCGCUGGCAGUGGGAACCCAGGCCCUCAGAAUGAUGUGUUGAGUCCCCAAGACCACCACCAACAGCUUGUGGCACAUGCCGCUCGGCAGGAACCCCAGGGCCAGGAAAUCCAAUCAGAAAAUAUUAUCAUGGAGAAGCAGUUAUCUCCUCGAAUGCAGAAUAAUGAAGAACUCCCGACCUAUGAAGAGGCCAAGGUCCAGUCCCAAUACUUUCGAGGCCAACAGCAUGCCAGUGUUGGAGCUGCCUUCUAUGUCACUGGAGUCACUAACCAGAAGAUGAGAACCGAGGGACGUCCAUCAGUCCAGCGGCUCAAUCCUGGGAAGAUGCACCAAGAUGAAGGACUAAGAGACCUCAAGCAAGGACAUGUCCGCUCCUUGAGUGAACGACUAAUGCAGAUGUCACUAGCCACCAGUGGGGUUAAGGCACAUCCACCUGUUACCAGUGCUCCCCUCUCCCCACCACAACCCAAUGAACUCUACAAGAAUCCCACAACUUCCAGUGAAUUCUACAAGGCCCAAGGGCCACCUCCCAACCAGCAUAGUCUGAAGGGCAUGGAACACCGAGGCCCCCCACCAGAAUAUCCUUUCAAGGGCAUGCCACCCCAGUCUGUAGUGUGCAAGCCCCAAGAGCCAGGGCACUUCUAUAGUGAGCAUCGCCUGAACCAGCCAGGGAGAACAGAGGGGCAACUGAUGAGGUAUCAGCAUCCCCCUGAGUAUGGAGCAGCCAGGCCAACGCAGGACAUCUCCUUGCCAUUGUCGGCCAGGAACUCUCAGCCUCACAGCCCUACUUCUUCCCUGACAUCUGGAGGUUCCUUGCCCUUGCUGCAGUCUCCACCAUCUACCAGAUUGUCUCCAGCCCAACAUCCCUUGGUUCCAAACCAAGGUGACCACUCAACUCACCUUCCUAGGCCACAGCAGCAUUUCCUUCCUAAUCAGGUUCACCAGGGCGAUCAUUACCGUCUCUCCCAACCUGGGCUGAGUCAGCAGCAACAGCAGCAGCAGCAGCAGCAUCACCAUCAGCAACAGCAGCAGCAGCAGCAGUCAGGAGAAGCCUAUUCAGCUAUGCCUCGUGCUCAGCAGUCAGCUUCUUAUCAGCCCAUGCCAGCCGAUCCUUUUGCCAUUGUUUCCAGAGCCCAGCAGAUGGUUGAGAUCCUCUCGGAUGAGAACCGAAACUUGCGGCAGGAGUUGGAAGGGUGCUAUGAAAAGGUGGCCAGGUUGCAGAAGGUGGAGACAGAAAUCCAGCGGGUCUCAGAGGCAUAUGAGAACCUAGUGAAGUCAUCCUCCAAAAGAGAGGCUCUGGAGAAAGCCAUGAGGAACAAGUUGGAGGGCGAGAUUCGGAGGAUGCAUGACUUCAACAGGGAUUUGAGAGAGCGUCUAGAGACAGCCAACAAGCAACUUGCGGAAAAGGAGUAUGAGGGAUCCGAGGAUACCAGGAAAACCAUCUCUCAGCUCUUCGCAAAAAAUAAAGAAAGCCAGCGGGAGAAGGAGAAGCUGGAAGCAGAGCUGGCCACUGCCCGUUCUACCAAUGAGGACCAAAGGCGACAUAUUGAAAUCCGAGACCAGGCUCUGAGCAAUGCCCAGGCCAAGGUGGUGAAGCUGGAAGAAGAGCUGAAAAAGAAGCAAGUGUAUGUAGAUAAAGUGGAGAAGAUGCAGCAGGCCCUUGUACAGCUCCAGGCAGCAUGUGAGAAACGUGAGCAGCUGGAGCACCGACUCCGGACACGACUGGAAAGGGAACUGGAAUCCCUCCGAAUUCAGCAGCGCCAGGGCAACUCUCAGCCUACCAAUGUUUCAGAAUACAAUGCCACUGCCCUGAUGGAGCUCCUUCGGGAAAAGGAGGAGAGAAUUCUGGCCCUGGAAGCUGAUAUGACAAAGUGGGAACAGAAGUAUUUGGAGGAGAAUGUGAUGAGACAUUUUGCUCUGGAUGCAGCAGCAACCGUGGCUGCUCAGAGGGAUACAACAGUCAUCAACCACUCUCCUAACACUAGCUAUGACACAGCUCUAGAAGCUCGUAUCCAGAAGGAAGAGGAAGAAAUCUUGAUGGCCAACAAGCGUUGCCUGGACAUGGAGGGCAGGAUCAAAACCCUCCAUGCCCAGAUUAUUGAGAAGGAUGCCAUGAUCAAGGUACUCCAGCAGCGUUCCCGGAAGGAGCCGAGUAAGACAGAACAGCUGUCAUCCAUGCGGCCAGCAAAGUCUCUGAUGUCUAUUUCCAAUGCUGGGUCAGGCUUGCUCUCCCACUCAUCCACCCUGACUGGUACACCCAUCAUGGAAGAAAAGCGGGAUGAUAAGAGCUGGAAGGGGAGCCUAGGCAUUCUUCUGGGUGGAGACUACCGUGCCGAGUCUGUCCCAUCCACGCCUUCACCUGUGCCCCCCUCCACUCCCCUGCUCUCGGCUCACUCCAAGACAGGCAGCCGAGACUGCAGCACCCAAACUGAACGUGGAACCGAACCGAACAAAACUGCAGCUGUUGCUCCCAUCUCUGUUCCUGCUCCAGUUGCUGCUGCCACCGCUGCUGCCGCCAUCACUGCCACCGCUGCCACCAACACCGCCACUGCUGCCACCAACACCACCACCAUGGUAGCUGCUGCUCCAGUUGCUGUUGCUGCUGCUCCAUCUGCUGCUGCUGUUGCUGCUGCCCAGUCUCCAGCAACUGCUGCUGCUAUUUCUGCUGCUGUUUCUCCAGCUGCUGCUGCUCAGUUUCCAGCUGCUGUAUCUGCUGUUGCUGCUGCUGCUGCUCCUGCUGCUGCUGCUGCUGCUGCUGCUGCUGCUGCUCAGGUUGCUCCAGCUGCUUCGGCUCCGGUUCCAGCUCCAGCUCCGGUUCCAGCUCCAACAGCGGCUCAGGCUUCUGCUCCGGCUCAGGCUCAGGCACCAACUCCAGCUCCGUCUGCGGCUCCUGCUCCAGCUCCAGCUCCAACUCCAGCUUUGGCUCAGGCUGAGGCUCCUGCAAGCCCAGCUACCGGUUCUGGAACACGUCGUUUGUCUAUAACAAGUUUGACCUGCAAUCCAGACAAGACAGAUGGCCCUGCUUUCCACUCCAAUACUCUGGAAAGAAAAGCUCCCAUUCAGAUCCUGACCCAGGAGCCUGAUACAGAGAUGGUGGAAUAUCUCAUCUAAAUAGCCCAAUCAAGAGCUGCAGUUUCUCAGCAAGAAUGAAUUAAUCAUUUUCUUCAUUUGUUUGUUCUUAUUUUGAGGGUGAAUACAAGGGUUGGGGGGAGGGGAUGUUUUUUAAAGGGACUUUUUAUUGGAACAAAGUAGUACUUUAGUCAUACCAUAUGAACUCCAGUCUAUUCUUGAUUCUCUAGGAAGUACUUCUAAAAGAUAAAUUGAUCAGAAUGUGCUCUAAAGUUUAUUGUUUGGAGUUAUAGAAAUAUUGGGACUGUUAACAGGUAGAUACACAUCCAUGUUUUCAAUGUGCUUAAAGUUGCUUAAAAUGUCCCUAUUUGAGAUCAGUUUUUAUUGAUGAGCACAGUAUGUGUAGAAGACAGUGUGGAACAUGUAGUUUGUAAGUGGGAAGCCAGAGAGAACUUGAGUGUGUGCUGUCUUCUCUAAACAGCAGCCACAGAAAACUCUCGAUUCAGGCUCAUGAAAUGGAAUAAUUUUAGUAGCUGUGUAAGCUGGAGAAAAGGUAGGGAGUAUUGGGGUAUGAAAGGGUGCUAGAGCUAAUUCUGUCUCCGAGUUGCCCAGCUACCCUGCCCCAGCAGAUUGUAUUGAUCUUCAUUUCAGUGGUGCUUUGGAAGUGGAUUUUUUUGGUUCCCUCCUGGAGGUUCAUGCAUUCAUAUAUGUACUCUGGAGUUAUUUAUGCAUUUGGAUAAUUAAUAUAUUGCUUUCAGAUGCUAGGAGAGUAAAUUAACUGAGUGAUGCACAACUUCCUGUCUUGUAGGGAGUUAUAUCAGGUGCCUUGAUGGAGAGUUUCAUGAGAUUUUGCACAUAGACUUCUGUGGUCUGGGUGUAGCCAUGAACAGUGCUUACUGACCUUUCAUACAAUCAAUUGGCUUAGUGUUUAUUUCUUCUACAGCACAGAUUCACUGGUUGGGUCACCAGUCUCCAAAUUGCCAGUCAUGGGCAAAGUUAGGAGCAUUUUUGUUGACAGGUUGAAUGCUUUGAAUUUCUGGUGACUACUUUAGAAUAGUUCAUUUUGUUUUCCUAAAUUGUUAGCAUAUGUCUGCAUAGGCAUAUGUGACUGUCACCUCCAAGGGAAUAGCAUCAGAAGUCCAAAGUACCAUGCUGCAGUCAGGGGAGAGGUUGAUUGCAGCAGUCUCUUCAACUACCUCUUCUCAGUGCCAGUGACUCCAUCUUGGAAUCCCUUUGGGAAGCAGUGGGAAAUGUGCAUGUGGGCAGGAACCAAAGGAGGCCUUGCCAUAUUGCUGCCUCCAGGGACACAGAGGGAUGCCAAUUUCCACAGGUCCCUGCCCUGUGUCACCUUUCUGCCUUUCAUUAAGGUGACAGAUCUGCAGAUAGUGUCAUUAAGAUCAGUUUUCAAGGGUAUAGGGAGGGUGAGGGGGUGUGGGAGGGUGCUAGGUAAGGGUAGGGGUGGGUAGAUGUUUGGGGAUGUAUUACUUAAAAUCCAGACUAAUAGAAGGGUAGCCUGAUGUAUUAUGUCAUGAGCCACAGUGGUGGGAAGGAACUGUAGCAAUGUAGCUCUACCCCCUGAUUUUAGUGGUGAGGAAUAUGAGACUUGGAGAGGUUCAGUGACUCUUUCAGGAUCAGAUAGCACAUCUGUCCAUUCUCCCAAUUGCCAUGCUUAUUUUGGGAACUCCUAUUCAAAAAAGAAGAACCUAUUUUAAGAAAAGGCAUCUUCAUGGUCCAGGAUAUAUGUAUUUUUAAAGCAUCCCUGGUUUGAGUAGUUUGUCCAGGGUUCUGAAUUUUUCUUUUGCCUCUCCUGCAGUGCCUUCUAUAAGAUUUUCCCUUUCCUGAUCCCCAUUUCAAUAUUGAGUUGUGUGAAAUGUCUCCUUAAGAAAUCAACUCCACUUUUUUUUCUCUCUAUGACAUUGGGUAUCUUGGGUGAUCUUACAGGGUUCCUCUGUGAGUAUAGGAAUGGUGUAUUUACCAGUAUUCUUUCGUAGUUCAUAAUUAUCUUCCAAAGGAAUUACUGUGUGUGUGUGUGAGAUAGGGAUGGACAAGAGGGAAGGUAUUUUGAUUUUCAGCCAGUCUUUUCACAUUUUCAGUAACAAAGUAAUCAUCCUACACAUUAGUCCUCAAUUAUAAAGUGAAUGACAAAUAGAAAUUGAAAGAGCAGUUGUGCCCAUUCUCAUUCAUACUACCCAUUUAAGAAAAGAGCCCCAAACCUCAAAUAGUAGAAGCAACAGAUAACAAACUUCAGGAGAGCUACUUUAUAUCCAAGCAAAUAAAUUUAAAAAAUAAUAAAUCUUUCAUGGUUAUAACACAUUGCUUGAAUUUUGGGGGCUCUGGGAGCCAUGAUUAUAGUCACAUUCUGUAAGGCGACAGAUGUCAUAUCACACUGUGUGGCAGCUAUCUCUUUAGAUUUGUGUGUUUGGGGGAAAGGAGGAAGUUCUUGCCUAAGUACUAUUUUGAACUUUCCAGAACUUUUCUGCCCUUUCACAAUAGAGGCAGUCCCUCUUUGCUCAGUUUUCAGCCCUAGGUAAUUUGCUAAAAUAACAUUUUACAUCUAAGAGAUGAAAUAAGACCAUGUUGAUGUAUCCUGUUUAUGCAAAAGAUAGACCCUACCCUUUCAGAAUGUCUUUACUGAAAGUGUCAUUUCAAAAAUUCAGGUUUAUGGGAGAGAUCUCAAGUUAGCCAUCUUUUCACCAUUGUGUGGAUAUAACAUUUGAAGGAUCUUUCUGGAAUCCACCGAUCUAUGUAUUUUACUGGCACCUCAUAGAACAAGAGGGUGACCUUGUUGUCUUAACUUGUACUGCCUGGUGGUCUAUGGGGACCUUUGAUUUCAAUUGUACAUCAAUGUCCCAUGUCCAGGAAAACUUCAUUAGAACAAGUUUUACUUGAUCUAAAAUUCCUAUUAACAAUGUUCUGGAAUGAAAAGUAGCUUGAACUUUCUUUUAAAUUCAUGUAUCUUGAUUAUUGUCUUAAUGAAGGAUUUAAUCCCAGUGCUGCUUUUGAGCUUCAGGGUGACAGGAGAGCAGGAACAUGAAAUAUCUGGCAUAGGAAAUAUACCAAGAGACCCAUCCUGAUUUCCUUUUGUUGUUACACUGUUGGAUGGGUAUAACAAUUAGGAAAUGAACAAAUUGAUUGUGCAAACUACUUUUUCUGAAGAGCCUAAAUCAUUCGACUGCUUGAAGUAUAUUAUGCAUAUAUACUAACUUGGAUAAAUUUAAUUCUCACAUCCAUAAGCCAUACAAUCUCCUGUUAUCUCAAAUGCUCAUUCAUAUAUGGAAUGUUACUUAAGAUGUGUGCCUUCUUACUGAAAGUGUUUUCAAGGGAAGGCAUCAGCUGUGGGCUAAUUGCCAACAAUUUCAGUCCUCCAUGAUCCUUGGAAUAUAUCUUCCAAGUGCCAUCUAUCAUCAGUAGGACAAGUGUCGGGAGUUUGUUUAUUUUCUUCCAGUAGCAACGAUGGGUUACAUGGAGCUCUCAAACCUCCUUCUGGCCUCCCUUGUGAUUAAUGGCAUGUGUUUGUAAAAUGGAUAGCUGGGGUUGGCAGAUGGCUAGAGAAGAAUCGCUUUUGAUUUUAAAUGUAUGUGAUCCCAUAAUGAUUGUAAUCCCAUUCUGUAAUCAAUGGAGCUAGUUCCAAUAAAGUGAAGCAGGUUUAAAUCCACUUUGUGCCUAUCUUUUCACUGACAAUAAAGUUAGCUGUUUUAACAUGCA
This is a messenger RNA of Marmota monax (woodchuck), 7630 nucleotides long. RefSeq names its product angiomotin (gene Amot). Gene Ontology annotation, molecular function: signaling receptor activity. The transcript is spliced from 14 exons. NCBI's taxonomy places the organism in Eukaryota, Metazoa, Chordata, Mammalia, Rodentia, Sciuridae. The coding region runs from base 713 to 3967 and encodes 1084 amino acids. The record is from RefSeq and is a predicted model, not a curated record. Gene Ontology annotation, biological process: hippo signaling; actin cytoskeleton organization; angiogenesis. Gene Ontology annotation, cellular component: bicellular tight junction; plasma membrane; lamellipodium.